CGGGCUGAACCGAGACACCCACCGAGAUACAGCUAUGAAAGGGCCUAUGAUCCCCUUAUCUUGGGUCUCGUCCAGAACCUAAUCAUUGGUUAUCUAUCAUUGCUCUAAAGUCUUUAAGCAAUACCCUUAUCCGCGACCCUUCACAAUGUCAGAUCCUCCAUCUCGCAUCCGCUCUAUUCUCAACCAUCUCCGCCCUCAUCCCACGGCGCCUGUCAACUUCCACACUCUAUCACCAACUACAUUUCUUGAGCGUGCUGCUUCCAUUGAACCAGAUGCGGAAGCCAUCUUCCAUAUUACAGUGAAUGGUGCUGUGCUAAGGCGCUCCUACGCUGAGUUUGCUGAUCGUGCCCGAGGUCUUGCUUACUACUUCCUGAAGCAUGGCUACCGACGCGUAGGCAUACUCGCACCCAACACGCCAGCUUUUCUGGAGUCUAUAUACGGCAUUGUUGCGGCGGGUGCUGUCAUCGUGCCAGCGAAUUACCGCCUGAAGCAGGAUGACAUUGCCUAUAUCUUUGACUUUGCAGAGGUGGACUGCAUUAUUGUUGAUAAUGAGUUUGUUGGCUUGCUCGAUGCCUAUAAGGAGAAACACCAGAGUGUGCCCUUGAUCGUUGAUAUGGUUGAUACACCCCCUUGCGCGCAUGUGCAUUCUUGUCUCGAAGUUGUUGCUAACCUUGCCCCUCAGGAUACUGAUGCAACUGAAGGACAACUAUCUGGUCCUUUUGACGAAGCCGUCUUGGAGGGAUUAAAGCAUGACAUUGAUCAAGGUAGUCAUGGCUGGGCUGGCCUUCAUGCUCAGGCACGAAGUGAGGACGAUAUGCUUGCCAUCCCUUUCACCUCUGGAACAACAUCACGUCCCAAGGGCGUUGUAUACACGCAUCGAGGUGCCUAUCUUGCUUCUCUGGCCAAUAUUAUUGAGUCGGGCCUCAACAUUGGACGAUGCAAGUACCUGUGGACGCUUCCCAUGUUCCACGCGAUUGGAUGGACGUUUCCUUGGUCAGUCGUCGCUGUUCGCGGCACAAAUGUUUGCUUGAGAAAGAUUGACUACCCUCUUAUUUGGAAACUGCUAAAGGAAGAGGACAUCACUCACUUUAACGCCGCUCCUACAGUCAACACACUGCUAGUAGCGGCCAAGGAAGCUGAAAGGCUACCGCAAGAGGUCAAGGUUACUGUAGCCGCUAGUCCACCCACUGGAUACCUGUUUGAGCAAAUGACUAAGCUUAAUCUCAUGCCCGUCCAUGUUUAUGGGAUGACAGAAACAUACGGACCUAUUACGAAAUGCUACAUUCUUCCUGAAUGGGAUAAUCUACCUCCCCAAGAAAAGUUUGCCAAGAUGUCCCGGCAAGGCCAUGGCUUCAUCACAAGUCAGCCUAUCCGGGUUAUCAAGCCAGACCAACCACAAGGCGUGCUUCUUGACGUCGCCAGGGACGGUAACGAGGUUGGUGAGAUUGUUUUCACCGGAAACAUUUGCGCCAAAGGAUAUUACAAGGAUCCUGAAGCUACACGGCAGCUCUUUGCUGGGGGCGUACUUCACUCUGGAGACCUAGCAGUAUGGCAUCCUGAUGGUAGCGCUCAGAUUCAGGAUCGUGCGAAGGACAUCAUCAUUUCUGGGGGUGAGAACAUAUCAUCUGUUGCUCUCGAGAGCAUGCUCGCCCAGCACCCAGACAUCCUCGAAGCUGGCGCUGUAGCUGUCCCGGACUCACACUGGGGUGAACGACCCAAGGUGUACAUCACAGUCAAGGAUGGCAAGACUGUAAAAGGAGAAGAGGUCAUCUCGUGGGCAAAGCAUCAGAGUGAUAUUAGCAAGUUCAUGGUUCCUAGAGAAGUCGAGGUUGUAGAUGAGCUCCCCAAGACCAGCACAGGCAAAAUCAAGAAGAACGUACUUAGGGAGUGGGCCAAGCAUGGAAGGGAAUAG
Molecule: messenger RNA, 1912 nt
Organism: Fusarium verticillioides 7600
Lineage: Eukaryota; Fungi; Ascomycota; Sordariomycetes; Hypocreales; Nectriaceae
Exons: 4
Coding region: 146-1912 (588 amino acids)
Source: RefSeq, a predicted model, not a curated record